GAAGAGGCAGAAGUGGAUGUGAGAGAAAGAGACACACAGAGAGACAGACAGCCAAGGAGGGCAAGAGACUUGACUUUAAGAGACUCCUGUACUGACAACUCCAUGCAGUUCGGAACCAGAACGACAACGGCUGAACCAGGGUUCAUGGGGACAUGGCAAAACGCUGAUACUAACCUCCUGUUCAGAAUGUCCCAACAGGUUCCAGUGGCAUGUGCUGGCAGAGUGCUGGGUGCAGACUUCUGCCCAAACCUGGAGGAGCCAGAGCAGAGGCUGGAAGUCCAGGCCAUCCGCUGCACAUUGGUAAACUGCACGUGUGAGUGUUUUCAGCCGGGGAAGAUUAACCUGAGGACUUGCGAUCAGUGUAAACAUGGCUGGGUGGCACAUGCCUUGGAUAAACUCAGCACGCAGCACUUGUACCAUCCCACCCAAGUGGAGAUCGUGCAGUCCAACGUGGUGUUCGACAUCAGCAGUUUGAUGCUCUAUGGGACACAGGCCGUUCCCGUGCGGCUGAAGAUCCUGCUGGACCGUCUCUUCAGCGUCCUGAAGCAGGAGGAGGUGUUGCACAUACUGCAUGGCCUGGGCUGGACUCUUCGGGACUACGUGCGGGGAUACAUCCUUCAGGAUGCUGCCGGCAAGGUGCUGGACCGCUGGGCUAUCAUGUCUCGAGAAGAGGAGAUUAUCACCCUUCAACAGUUUCUGCGGUUUGGAGAAACCAAAUCCAUUGUGGAGCUGAUGGCAAUUCAAGAGAAAGAAGGGCAGGCUGUGGCUGUGCCAUCUUCAAAGACAGACUCAGAUAUAAGGACUUUCAUCGAGAGCAAUAAUCGCACUAGGAGUCCCAGCCUCCUUGCUCAUCUAGAGAAUAGCAACCCUUCCAGCAUUCAUCACUUUGAAAACAUCCCUAACAGCCUGGCUUUUCUGCUUCCAUUCCAGUACAUAAACCCAGUCUCAGCCCCAUUGCUAGGGUUGCCUCCAAACGGCCUUCUGUUAGAACAGCCAGGGCUAAGACUGCGGGAACCAAGCCUUUUAACCCAGAAUGAAUAUAAUGAGAGCAGUGAAUCUGAAGUGUCUCCCACACCUUAUAAGAAUGAUCAGACACCCAAUAGAAAUGCCUUGAGCAGCAUUACUAAUGUGGAGCCCAAAACAGAGCCAGCCUGUGUGUCCCCCAUUCAGAAUUCUGCCCCAGUCAGUGAUCUAACCAAAACGGAACACCCAAAAAGCUCAUUCCGGAUUCACCGAAUGAGAAGGAUGGGGUCAGCCUCUAGGAAAGGAAGAGUGUUCUGCAAUGCAUGUGGCAAGACGUUCUAUGACAAAGGCACUCUUAAAAUACAUUAUAACGCUGUACACCUGAAGAUCAAACAUCGAUGCACCAUCGAAGGUUGCAAUAUGGUCUUCAGUUCCCUGCGAAGCCGCAAUCGCCACAGUGCAAACCCUAACCCCCGCCUUCACAUGCCUAUGCUGAGGAAUAACCGAGACAAAGAUUUAAUUCGCGCCACAUCAGGAGCUGCCACCCCGGUCAUAGCAAGCACAAAAUCAAAUCUCACUCUCACAAGCCCUGGCCGGCCCCCAAUGGGUUUCACCACUCCUCCACUGGAUCCCGUCUUACAGAAUCCUCUCCCUAGCCAGCUGGUAUUUUCUGGGCUAAAGACUGUCCAACCAGUUCCUCCAUUUUAUAGAAGUUUACUCACUCCGGGGGAAAUGGUGAGUCCUCCGACCUCCCUCCCGACCAGUCCCAUCAUUCCAACUAGUGGUCCCAUGGAACAGCACCCACCACCUCCCUCUGAGCCAAUAGUGCCAGCAGUGUUGAUGGCCUCCCAUGAGCCUAGUGUUGACCUGGCACCCAAGAAGAAGCCCAGGAAGUCAAGCAUGCCUGUCAAGAUCGAAAAGGAAAUUAUUGACACCGCUGAUGAGUUUGACGAUGAAGAUGAUGACCCCAAUGAUGGCGGAGCUGUGGUCAGUGACAUGAGCCAUGUUAAUCAUUGCCACUCCCAAGAGGAGCUGAGCCCAGGGAUGUCUGUGAAGGACUUUUCUAAGCAUAACAGGACCCGGUGCAUUUCAAGGACUGAAAUCAGAAGGGCUGACAGUAUGACAUCUGAGGACCAAGAACCUGAGCGGGACUAUGAGAAUGAGUCGGAGUCUUCAGAGCCCAAGUUAGGUGAGGAAUCCAUGGAAGGGGAUGAGCACCUUCACAGUGAAGUGAGUGAUAAAGUCCUGCUGAGCACUGAGAGGCCUGAUGAGAACCACAGUGAGCCUUCUCACCAGGACAUCAUCAAGGUGAAGGAAGAAUUUACAGACCCCACCUAUGACAUGUUUUACAUGAGCCAGUAUGGACUGUACAAUGGUGGGGGAGCCAGCAUGGCUGCCCUGCAUGAAAGUUUUGCAUCGUCUCUCAAUUAUGGCAGCCCCCAAAAGUUCUCCCCAGAAGGUGACCUGUGUUCUAGCCCAGACCCCAAAAUCUGUUAUGUGUGCAAGAAGAGUUUCAAAAGUUCCUACAGUGUGAAGCUUCACUACAGGAAUGUUCACUUGAAAGAGAUGCAUGUGUGCACGGUGGCUGGCUGCAACGCUGCCUUCCCCUCUCGUCGAAGCAGAGACAGACACAGUGCCAACAUAAAUCUACAUCGUAAACUGUUGACCAAAGAACUCGAUGACAUGGGCCUUGAUUCGUCUCAGCCCUCCCUUAGCAAGGACCUCCGGGAUGAAUUUUUGGUGAAAAUCUAUGGUGCCCAGCACCCCAUGGCGCUUGAUGUCCGGGAGGAGGCCUCCUCCCCGGCAGGGACUGAAGACUCCCACCUGAAUGGGUACGGGCGGGGCAUGGCAGAGGACUACAUGGUCCUGGAUCUAAGCACCACCUCCAGCCUUCAGUCCAGCAGCAGCAUGCAUUCCUCCCGAGAGUCCGACGCGGGCAGCGACGAGGGCAUCCUUCUCGACGACACAGAUGGCGCGAGUGACAGUGGAGAAUCGGCACACAAGGCCGAGGCCCUGGCCCUCCCCGGCAGCCUAGGGGCUGACGUGUCAGGAUCGCUCAUGUUCAACAGCUUGUCCGGGAGCAAUGGUGGGAUCAUGUGCAACAUUUGCCACAAAAUGUACAGCAACAAGGGGACCCUGAGGGUGCACUAUAAAACAGUGCAUUUGCGGGAGAUGCACAAAUGCAAAGUCCCUGGUUGCAAUAUGAUGUUUUCCUCUGUGCGCAGCCGAAACCGGCAUAGUCAGAACCCUAAUCUUCACAAAAACAUACCCUUCACUGCGGUAGAUUAGUCUCAGAUGGGCACGACGAAUGCCAGCUCUCACCAGACGGCCUACUCAUCCGAACUGCCAUUGUCAGUGUGUUUGUGUACUCGUGUGCAUGUGUGUGUGUGUGUACACAUGUAUGCCUCUGUGUGUACAGAUACACACAAACAUUUCUUUAGAUAAAAAAAAAGAAACUAGGUGCUUUUGGAUUUUUUUUUUUUUUUUUUCUUAUAGUUUUGGGAAAGGGAUGGGACCUUUAAUCUGGGGAUGGAAACAGAGAACCCCUGUGACCACACACACACACACACGCGCGUGGAACAUAGCCCCAGUUUUGAUAGAAUACUUACUGGUCACUUCCAAAGAGACAGUUUGUAGUACCUAUGACUGCUGCCUGCAAAAAUAAAA
Messenger RNA from Chrysochloris asiatica (Cape golden mole), 3630 nucleotides. RefSeq names its product basonuclin 2 (gene BNC2). The transcript is spliced from 6 exons. Gene Ontology annotation, cellular component: nucleus. The record is from RefSeq and is a predicted model, not a curated record. NCBI's taxonomy places the organism in Eukaryota, Metazoa, Chordata, Mammalia, Afrosoricida, Chrysochloridae. Gene Ontology annotation, biological process: regulation of DNA-templated transcription. Bases 103 to 3252 code for a protein of 1049 amino acids.